AGAAAAUAAAGUAAAAAACUCAAAUUGAUAACGAAUUACCAUUACAACUAAAUUCUUAGUUGUUCGAUAUUAGAAACAAUCAGAAAAAUGGCGGGUCCCUCCAGUAGUUGUACGAGGAAAACGGGGAGCGCAUGUGCAGUUGCACGGUCUUCAUUGGCGCUCCAGUCCUUUUUAUCUUCCGGCCGAUGUUUUUGGAAAACACUGAUCAUGUUUCUCAUAUCUGUGCAAGUAUUUCUAUCAUCUUCUGUGUUCACAACAAGUACUAGUGGUUCUAGUAAUACUAAUAGUACUUCUGUUCGCACCAGGAGCCGGCGCUGCCAACUACAACAAACUCUAUUGGUCGCCGCUUCAUCCUCAAUCCCGGCGUCAAUCCCAGCUGAACAGGGGGCACUGGAGACGGGUAAUGUUGAAUCUUUCCCUUCCUCUGCUGACUGGUUCGAGAGGCGCGAGAGUGAGUAUCUUGCCACUCUACACGAGAGAACAAGCGGUGACGUAGUUGAUGCGAGACCAUCAGAUCAUGAUCUACAGGAGAGAAGCGGCGUUCUUGUUGCGACUGGUGCGAGACCACCUACAGGAGUCUCCGAAAGUCCUGUUGCCAUUUUUAGACCACCUAGUAGUACAGCUACGUCGGCCGAUGUUGAUGUCGUACUCGGAGGAGUACAGAAUGCGAUGAAGACGUCGAAGAAUACAGCAGCAGAUGAAGGAGCUACAACAUUCGGGAGAUUUUUGAGUGCAGUGGAUCAAACAGAAGUACUCAGAGGAGCAGUACAACAAGUACAGAAUGCAACGAAGACGAGGACUGCAUCUUCACCAGAUGUACAACAGGAGCAAGCCGAGCCUCUGCAUUCACCGUUUACUUAUCCUGUGCGAGGACUUCCGUAUAAUGAUACGAUCCGCAACUACGAAGAUGAACAUGAUUACUUCUAUAAAUAUCAUCAUGUUGACCAUCUCCACCAGAGAGGACCAUGGGCCAUGGAUCCUACAGUAGUGGCAUCAGGAGGUGCUCCAUUUGGUACUCCUGGAGGUGCUCCUCGUCCUCCAUAUGGUUGUACUACUAUGCCAUCAAGUCCCGCAGCUUCUUCAUCUUUACGUUGUGGCUCUUACAGUUAUUUUGGUGGAGGAAAAGAAGACCAUCCUCGUUCCCUCUCUUCACAAGGGCAGGACUCUGACGUGGUACAGCCUGCUUCUGUACUAACUACACCUCACUCUGUACAGGAGCUUCAACGGUCUUCCCAACCUUCUGCACUACAACCACCUCAGCACUCGUCUGCGCAACCUUCUUCUCAACCUUCUGUACUACAACCACCUCCCUCGGCUGUGCAAUCUUCUCCUGUACUAGUACCUCUUGGACCCAUACUACAGCUGCCUCGUGGUGUAGUUCGCGGAGCAGGAGCUCCGAAGAUGAGCGAAUCCUCUGGCUCAAGAGUGGCAUUGGGUGGUGAAGUACACCAGCAGAGUAAUCAACCGCGAGGACGAGGAGCAUUCUUGAAGACUAUGUUAACGGGAACGGGAUCGAUGAAUGAUGACGACGAGGACGACGAUGGAAGCGCGACCGUGUCUCCACUCUCCAGGCGAACAUCUUCUGCAAGUGCUGCGCAAGAAUCUUCUGUUUUCAACAGCACGACUAGACCUGCAAGGGACCAUGAUGAACAACGCGAAGAGUUACAUCCAAAACUACAAAUUAUAUGUGGUGCGAGAUCGCAUGGGGUUUGGGCGGAGGAUUCAGAAUUCUCUUUCGCCUCGUCAGAAGAUGGGUCCUCUGGGUCAUCAUCAUCUUCCGAAGCAGAUGAGUCACGACCACUUCUUUCAAGACACGACGAAGCGACAUUGUUACCUCCGUCGCCGGAAACAUAUUCAUAUCAUUCUGGUCGUGCACGGCGGGGGGGCCAAGUACUACAGUCGACGGGAAGCGAUGCGUCACAUCAAGAACAUAUUGCGCGUCAACCUUCUUCACAUGUAGUUGCUGGAGGAGAGGAAAUGUCGAUUAACAGUUUGUUCGAAGGUGUAGUAGAUGUUGAUCUUGAAGUAGUUCCUUAUUUAUUAUCCUCCUCCUUCUACACGACCUGUUCCAUUCAUCUCUCCUGGUGCUUAUGAAGAUCUUCCUGCUAAGCACAACCACAAGGACGAAGAGCGCCAACUGAAGAUGGAUGUAGAACUCCGGUACUAGAAGUAGCGCCAUCUUCUUCAUCAUCUUCAAGUACUACACGAGUACAACCACUACCAGCAUCAACAGCACCGCUAGCAGCAUCGACGACAACUGUACGGCUAGCAGCAUCUUCACCAUUGGCCCUUGACCCUGACUGCUUUCUGGCAGAUGACCUUGAUGAUAUUUUACAAGGAGAAAGAGCAAGAGGAGAGGACCAUGGUGCUAGUGGUAGAAGUGGAUCUUCUCCGGUCUCCACCACAUCAAGACCGCAUGAAGAGCAACGUGAUACAAUGUGUAGGACAAAAACGAAGACGCCUCCUGCUCAGCAGUUAGAUCGAGCAUAAAUAAAAGGUACAAGAAAGCAAGUGUAAUAAGUUCUGUUUUUAAGUGGCAUGCAAUCCUUUGAAAAAAGUGCUGAUAGUUUACUUACUUCAACGGAGAAAAUUCCACUCCGAUUUUCACGGUCAAGGCCACAACCUUGAUCGAGCAGAAACUAACAAACCUCCUUUUCAUGAACUUGUAGGGUACAUCCGUGAAAAUUGAGUGUGGAAGCAGUAACCCAAGCGCUUUGUUGGCUGUUUAUAACUGCUGGAUAAAAUACAAAGGCCUGCGGGGAGACAGCGAUAAAACAAAAGAUGAGCACUAUAAAAAGCGAACGAGUCAUCUCGGUUCCAACAUUUUGCGUCGGGGCGUUAAACAAAAGAUUGAACACUGAUCUUUUUAGCAGUUGAAUCACCGCCCCCGUUCUCGUCGUUUUCGUGUUUUUGAAUUUAAUUACAGAAUUACGGCACGCAUUUUAAUAACAAUCAAAUAGCGCUCCAAUAGCCCAAUUUUUUUUUUGCGUUUGGCUGGCUGUUAACAGCCAUGGCGGAGCAGCCUUCCGGCGGGCGGACGGUUUUUAUUAGACGACUUUUCUAAUCCAGUCAUCAUUAUUUUCCGACGACGCUGGCAACAAGAUGAAGUUGACGCUUCAGUUGUCAGCGUGUAUUAAAUAUUUGAAACGCUUAUCUUCCCGUCGUUUUCUUUGAUUCGAAGAGAGUUGAUUUUCCGCAUGAUAAUAUCAGGAGUUUCCGUAAUAUGUUGUAUCGUGCAAGAUUUUUUGAGAAGCUUCAUUCUCCCACGCUUGACGCGCACGUUUUUUUGAAAAAUAAUGAAUGAAGAAAGAACAACUUCUGCGACGGGUC
Amoebophrya sp. A25 is the source of this 3330-nucleotide messenger RNA. Lineage: Eukaryota; Dinophyceae; Syndiniales; Amoebophryaceae. The record is from the annotation of a GenBank genome assembly.